This is a messenger RNA of Ruditapes philippinarum (Manila clam), 975 nucleotides long. Its product is annotated as vesicle-trafficking protein SEC22b-like. Lineage: Eukaryota; Metazoa; Mollusca; Bivalvia; Venerida; Veneridae. Gene Ontology annotation, cellular component: SNARE complex; endoplasmic reticulum membrane; endoplasmic reticulum-Golgi intermediate compartment. Gene Ontology annotation, molecular function: SNAP receptor activity. Gene Ontology annotation, biological process: vesicle fusion with Golgi apparatus; retrograde vesicle-mediated transport, Golgi to endoplasmic reticulum; endoplasmic reticulum to Golgi vesicle-mediated transport. The coding region runs from base 119 to 772 and encodes 217 amino acids. The transcript is spliced from 5 exons. The record is from RefSeq and is a predicted model, not a curated record.
CAUUAUUACAAUCAAACUAACCAUGAAUUGGCACCGGCCACGUCAAAACAAAAAGUAAACAGUUAAAUAUGAUUGAUAUGCCAACUAUUUCGUAAAUAAUUUACAAACGACAUACAGAAUGGUGUUAAUGACAAUGAUAGCCCGUGUAGCGGAUGGCUUGCCGCUUGCUGCCUCCGUACAGGAAGACGAACAGGCUGGAAGAAGUAUGAUGGAGUUUCAAAACCAAGCAAAACAGUUAUUUCGGAAGAUCUCUGCUGAUCCUCAACCCCCUGCAAGAUGUAGCCUAGAGUCGGGACCAUAUAUUUUUCAUUACUACAUAGAAAGAGGAGUCUGUUAUUUAGUGCUGUGUGAUAAAACAUUCUCAAAGAGACUUGCAUAUUCAUUUCUUGAGGAUCUUCAAACAGAAUUUACAUCAAAUUUUGGAUUUAAAGUUGAAACAGUGUCAAGGCCGUACAGUUUUAUAGAAUUUGACACAUAUAUACAGAAAGUUAGAAAGAACUACAUGGAUUCUAGAGCAAGGAAGAAUUUGACUUCUAUAAAUACAGAGUUACAUGAUGUACAGAGAAUUAUGGUACAGAAUAUAGAUGAUGUAUUACAGCGAGGAGACUCUCUCUCAGUAUUGGACACUAAGGCCAGCAAUCUGUCAACGUUGUCUUCGAAGUACAAGAAGGACGCGAAGUAUUUAAAUUUACGAGCAUCAUACGCUAAAAUAGCAGCAAUAGUGGCUGUGGUAGUUGUGUUCCUUCUCUUUAUUCGUUACUGGAUUUUAUGAAGAGCUAUAGAAUAGACAAAACUCUAUCAUAACUGUGUCAUAAAUAUAGAUCAGUGACAAACAUUUUAAGUUUUCCCUCGCUUUACAUUUUAGUGUUCAGUACACUUUUGUUAAUAGUUUUGUCUGUGGACACCUGUAUUAGAUUGUCUAUAUAGAUCCACAUAUUUCUUAAAUUUAAGAUGUUAAUUAAUGUUGCCAUUGUU